Phlebotomus argentipes is the source of this 1170-nucleotide messenger RNA. Its product is annotated as pickpocket protein 19-like. Lineage: Eukaryota; Metazoa; Arthropoda; Insecta; Diptera; Psychodidae. Gene Ontology annotation, biological process: sodium ion transmembrane transport. The coding region runs from base 1 to 1170 and encodes 389 amino acids. Gene Ontology annotation, cellular component: membrane. The transcript has 4 exons. Gene Ontology annotation, molecular function: ligand-gated sodium channel activity. The record is from RefSeq and is a predicted model, not a curated record.
AUGAAAUUACGCCUCUGGAAUACUCUCUGGUGGAAGAGAUAUUCAAGAAAUUCCACCGUUCACGGAAUAAAGUAUUUGGUGGAUGAUGAUUUGCAUCCGGCUGAGAGGUACAUUAAAUUGCCAUCCGAUGUUAACGAUGUGAUAUGUUGUGUAUGGGGUGUGUACGCGACAGCUGAUGUACUUAAAUGGAAAAUUAAAUGGUGGGAAAGAUAUAUUAGGAUUAUCCUCUAUAUUCCAACUUAUGACAAGGUUGAUGCUGUAACGUCGUAUCAUACCUCAUCAUUCCACUGUCCUCCGCAUCACGUCCCGCCCCGUGAGGUGUACAGCGGGAUCGUCUGGCUUCUCGUCGUCACCCUGGCGGUUUUUGGCACUGUGUUUGUCUCCCUACUUCUGUCCAGGCGUUUCUCCAGCAGCCCCCUGGCCACUGUAAUCGAGAGCACAAUUUAUCCCGUGUCGGAAAUCCCAUAUCCGGCCGUCACCAUUUGCACCGGCAAUCGCAUUAAUUGGUCCCAUGUGGAACACGUGGCGGACCAGUACUCAACGGGAGGUGGCAAAUUGCCGGCGGAGAGUCUGCGGAAUUUCCUGUUGCUGGUUGAAAGAGUACUUCGUGAUGAAUUUGAGUUGGGAGAAAACUUGCCACAAUAUAAUCAAUCUCACGAGUUGGAGCAUAUCAAUUUCAAGCAACUUCUAUAUGACGCCUCGCCCAGGUGCAGUGAAAUCUUCGAGGAACCUUGCUGGUGGCGCAACAAAUACCUCAAUUGUUGCACCAUCUUCACCCACCAACUCACCACUUACGGCAUCUGUCUGGCUUUCAACUCCCUCACCUCUGUGGACGCCCAUAGUCACCGCAAUGAGACUGACUGGCCGUGGCGAACAAGCAACUAUGGCGACUGGAGUGGACUCCGGAUCACGUUGAACGGCUCAGAGGCUCAUGGGAUUGGGGUUAUUUUGCAUCAUCCAACGCAGUGGCCGCAGAUGGCUACGUUCAUUUCCCCGGGUUCCAUAACCACCUUUACUAUCACACCCACAUUCACCUACAGCCGUUCUAGCGUCGGCAGAAUCCCGCCGGCUCAAAGGGGAUGCCUUCUCGAGGUGAGUUUUCCCCAACUAUCUACAUUCAGUCAUUCCAAGCAUAUUGAUACAGUUGCAAUUUCGAGAAUUAUUCAAUAA